This is a messenger RNA of Eufriesea mexicana, 761 nucleotides long. RefSeq lists its product as uncharacterized. Gene Ontology annotation, molecular function: chitin binding. NCBI's taxonomy places the organism in Eukaryota, Metazoa, Arthropoda, Insecta, Hymenoptera, Apidae. The record is from RefSeq and is a predicted model, not a curated record. The transcript is spliced from 3 exons. The coding region runs from base 1 to 693 and encodes 230 amino acids. Gene Ontology annotation, cellular component: extracellular region.
AUGUUCCUUCGAGUGUUCUCGAUUUUGUUGCUCAGUGCUGUGACCUUGAGCGGGGCCCAGUUUCGGUGCCCUGAGUCCAAGGGUUUCUUCCCGGACCUGGAACAGUGCGAUCUCUACUACGCCUGCGUAGACGGUAAAGCGGAAGAGAAGCUGUGUAAGGAUGGUCUCGUAUUCAGGGAUGACAACCCUAAGAAGGAGCUAUGUGAUAUUCCAGCGAAUGUGCCUUGUGGCGAUAGGAAUCUGCUUCAGGAACCCCAGCCGAGCAAAGGGUGCCCACGCGCUAAUGGAUACUUCAAGCACGAGGAUCCAACCGCCUGCGAUCGUUUCGUGAACUGCAUCGAUGGCGUAGCGCAGAUAAUGCCCUGUCCACCUGGUUUGAUCUACGAGGAUAAAAUGUCCAGCUGCGUUUGGCCCGCGGAUGCCAGCAGGUUGUGCGAGAACGUGAAGAGGGACGUCCUCGACGAUGGCUUCGUCUGUCCCGAUGGCGACGUGCCCGGGCCCCUGGGCAGGAUCCUGCCUCACCCUACCUACCCCCAUCCGGAGGACUGUGCCAAGUUCUACAUCUGCAAGAACGGCGUGGUGCCGCAGAAAGGACAGUGCGAACCAGGCACCGUUUACAGCGAGGACAGCUUCAAGUGUAUGGAUCCAGAGAACGUGCCUGGGUGCGAGGACUACUACAAGAACAAGAAUUGAACAAGACAAGGUGCCAGUUACUCAGCGAUACGUCUGUAACGCUUAAUUUUUUACACUUAGGAACAAUA